Messenger RNA from Neltuma alba, 3182 nucleotides. RefSeq names its product pentatricopeptide repeat-containing protein At4g32430, mitochondrial. Gene Ontology annotation, molecular function: protein binding; RNA binding. Lineage: Eukaryota; Viridiplantae; Streptophyta; Magnoliopsida; Fabales; Fabaceae. Bases 368 to 2698 code for a protein of 776 amino acids. The record is from RefSeq and is a predicted model, not a curated record. Gene Ontology annotation, biological process: RNA modification. The transcript has a single exon.
CCCUCUAACCAGUCAGGCCAUCGGGAGGGGACGGCCACGGCUUACGACGACGAGCCUCUUCGAUCUCGCUCAUCGCUCUCAUUUUCGUCGUCGCCUCCACCAUAUACACUCUUAUAGGUCUGUGCAAGCACCGAAGAAACUGAAGCAUCAGGAUUCACAAAGAAACAAGUUUCAACGUGAGGUUAGCGAAAACCCAUUUUCACUUCCAUUCGUUUCUGCCAUCAUUUUGCCUCUCGUUAUUCGUUCCUUUCCUCGUUGUAGCACCCCCAUUUCGUUUCUCUAAAAGUUGGUUCUGGCAAUGCAUUGGAGCGAGACUGAGAAUCACUCGAAGAAGGUCUGAACCAGUUGUAGUAAAAAUCACUUGCCGAUGGGUUACGGCUAUCUGGGUUUGAAAACCCUUAAUGAAAUACCAGUACAACGAUUAUACUUUUCUAUAACAUUCAAAUCUUUCAUCCAUGAACUCCACCUGCUCGACCGAAUUCCUCAGCGAACAGUUUCCUCAGUUAACCGCUCUAUGGUAAAUUGCUUGCACAAGAACCUUCCUUUUCAAGCUUUAGCCAUCUUAAGGGAACAAUCUCAGCUGGGUUUUGUUCAGAACAUUGACGAAGUCACGUUUGCUCUGUCUCUCAAGGCUUGUCGAGGGGAAUUCAAACUCGGGUACCAAAUCCAUGGACUUGCCGUAUCUGGCGGGUUUGUUUCAUAUCUCACAGUUUCAAAUUCACUUAUGAACUUGUACUGCAAGUCUGGACAUUUUGGGAUUGCUUUGCGGAUUUUUGAGAAUUUGAGCCAUCCUGACAUUGUCUCUUGGAACACAAUUCUUUCAGGAUUUGAGAAGAGUGAGGAUGCAUUUAGUUUUGCUCGUACUAUGAAUUACAAUGGGAUUGUUUUUGACCCGGUAACAUAUACUACAGUUCUGUCUUACUGUACAGAUGGUAAUGAAUUUUGGGCUGGAUUGCAGUUGCAUUCUCCCAUACUAAAACACGGAUUGGAGAGUGAGAUAUUUAUAGGGAAUGCGCUUAUAACCUUGUACUCUAGGUGGGGGCGACUAGCUGAAGCCAGGAGGGUGUUUGAUGAAAUGCCUAAACGAGAUUUGGUUUCGUGGAGUGCAAUGGUUUCAGGAUACGCGCAAGAGGGAGAUGAUAGGUUGGAAGCUGUUUUGAUAUUCAUCAAUAUGAUGAGAGAAGGUACACUGCCUGACCAUGUCUCGUUAACCGGUGCAAUUUCAGCUUGUGGUCAUGAAAAAAAUUUAGAACUAGGGAGACAGGUUCAUGGUUUGACCAUAAAAUUGGGAUAUGACAGACAUCUUUCGGUAGGUAAUGUUUUGAUUUCAACCUAUUCAAAGUGUGAGGUCAUCAGGGAUGCAAAAUUGGUAUUUCAGUUCAUGAGUAGCCGUAAUGUAGUCUCUUGGACUACCAUCAUAUCAAUAGAUGAAGAUGCAAUUUCUCGCUUUAAUGAGAUGAGAAUCGAUAAUGUGUAUCCAAAUGAAGUUACAUUUAUAGGAUUAAUCCAUGCAAUCACAACUCAGAGUUUGCUAAAUGAAGGUCUAAUGGUUCAUGGGUUAUGUAUAAAAGCCAACUUUUUAUCUGAGUCAACUGUGUGCAAUAGCCUCAUUACCAUGUAUGCCAAGUUUGAGUCCAUUCAAGAGUCGAAGAAGAUUUUUGAGGAACUUAGAACCAGAGAAGUAAUAUCAUGGAAUGCUUUGAUUUCUGGCUAUGCUCAAAAUGGCAUGUUUAAAGAAUCUUUUCUUACAUUUUUGUCUUCUUUAAAGGAGAUGACACCCAACCAAUACACUUUUGGUAGUGUCCUAAAUGCAAUUGGUGCUGCCGAAGAUAUAUCCUUAAAACAUGGCCAACGUUGUCAUUCCACCUUGAUCAAACUUGGUUUAAGCACUGACCCAAUUGUAUCAGGGGCUCUUCUUGACAUGUAUGCCAAGCGGGGAAGCAUAAUCGAGUCUCUACGAGUUUUUGAUGAGACACCUGAAAGAACCCAGUUUGCUUGGACUGCAAUAAUAUCUGCAUAUUCUCGACAUGGAGACUAUGAGUCGGUGAUGAGUUUGUUAAAGCGUAUGGAAAUGGAAAAGAUCACUCCUGACUCUAUCACUUUCCUUUCUGUCCUAACAGCAUGUUGUAGAAACGGCAUGGUUGAUAUUGGCCUGAAAGUCUUUGACACUAUGAUCAAAGACCAUCACAUUGAACCACAUCCUGAACACUACUCUAUUAUGGUGGACAUGCUGGGCCGUGCAGGGAAACUAAAAGAGGCAGAAGAGUUGAUGAAUCAGAUUCCAGGAGGACCUGGAUUGACUGUAUUGCAAAGUUUGCUUGGAUCUUGUAGGUUACAUGGGAACAUUGAGAUAGCUGAAAAGGUGGCCGAUCGUUUGAUAGAAAUGGAGCCCACUUGUUCAGGUUCAUAUGUGUUGAUGUCAAACUUGUAUGCUGAGAAAGGAAAGUGGGAGAAAGUUGCAGAAAUGAGGAGAGGGAUGAGAGAGAGGGGAGUGAGGAAGGAAAUAGGGUUUAGUUGGGUAGAUGUUGGUAAGAAUAAUAUUGAUUCCUUGAAUUUGUUUGGGUUCUCCUCUGGGGAUAAGUCUCACCCUGAUUCUGAGGAGAUUUGUGGGAUGGCAGACUUUCUAGGACUAGAAAUGAAAUUUUGGGAACAUGAAAGGAGAGAGAACAAAGAAGAGAAGUACUUGGAUCACAACUAAGGUCAUGUUUGGUAUAAGGGAACCGGUUGAGGAUGAGAAUGAAAAUGCAACAAUAAUAAGCCUUAUCUCACUAGUUAGAUGCCAUUAUGCUCUAUUAACAAUCAAAUCCUUAAAUGAGGAGCAAAAAAAUUAUGUUUGAUUGGGAUAAAUGGAAUUCAAAGGAAGUCAAUUCCCACAGGCGUUGGUGUUUUUGGGUUCUAUUUUUCAGCUUAUAAGCACGGGUAGUUUGUCACGUCAAUAGUGAAUUUUGAUCAAACAUAUACAUCACCUCGAAAAUCCAGUGCUUGAACCCAUUGUUGAUGUGGGAGAAAAUAUUGGCACUUGAGAAUAUCCUUGUGCCAUACUUAAAGUUCUGCCAGGGCAAUGGAGCUGUGGUGUUUAGUGUUGCUUAGUGAGGGGUAUGCGGACCUAUGUCAACAUGAAUCUUCUCUACUCAACCUUGUAACCUCGGCAUCGUAUAUUAAACUUUUUUGGUUUUUGAUCA